Molecule: messenger RNA, 984 nt
Organism: Nerophis lumbriciformis (worm pipefish)
Lineage: Eukaryota; Metazoa; Chordata; Actinopteri; Syngnathiformes; Syngnathidae
Source: RefSeq, a predicted model, not a curated record
AUGUGUCACCACUAUGUGUCACCACUUUGUGUCAUCACUAUGUGUCACCACUUUAUGUCAUUACUAUGUGUCACCACUUUGUGUCACCACUGUGUCAUCACUUUGUGUCAUCACUUUGUGUCACCACUAUGUGUCAUCACUAUGUGUCACCACUAUGUGUCACCACUUUGUGUCACCACUGUGUCAUCACUUUGUGUCAUCACUUUGUGUCACCACUAUGUGUCAUCACUAUGUGUCAUCACUAUGUGUCACCACUAUGUGUCAUCACUUUGUGUCAUCACUUUGUGUCAUCACUAUGUGUCGUCACUUUGUGUCAUCACUAAGUGUCACCACUUUGUGUCAUCACUAUGUGUCAUCACUUUGUGUCAUCACUAUGUGUCAUCACUUUGUGUCAUCACUAUGUGUCAUCACUUUGUGUCACCACUAUGUGUCACCACUUUGUGUCAUCACUUUGUGUCAUCACUUUGUGUCACCACUAUGUGUCAUCACUUUGUGUCACCACUAUGUGUCACCACUUUGUGUCAUCACUUUGUGUCAUCACUUUGUGUCACCACUAUGUGUCAUCACUUUGUGUCACCACUAUGUGUCAUCACUUUGUGUCACCACUAUGUGUCACCACUUUGUGUUGCCACGAUGUGUCGUCACGAUGUGUCGUCACGAUGUGUCGUCACUUUGUGUCAUCACUAUGUGUCGUCACUUUGUGUCAUCACUAAGUGUCACCGCUUUGUGUCAUCACUAUGUGUCAUCACUUUGUGUCAUCACUAUGUGUCAUCACUUUGUGUCAUCACUAUGUGUCAUCACUUUGUGUCAUCACUUUGUGUCACCACUAUGUGUCACCACUUUGUGUCAUCACUUUGUGUCAUCACUUUGUGUCACCACUAUGUGUCAUCACUUUGUGUCACCACUAUGUGUCACCACUUUGUGUCGCCACGAUGUGUCGUCACGAUGUGUCGUCACGAUGUGUCACCGUGUUCUGCAGAAUAA